GUGGUUCGUUCUGAAUGGCGGGAAUAAGCUGAAAGUUAUGUAAUUACUUUAACAACCAAAAAGCAGGGUAUUUUUUAAUUUAUCUAUUCUCUAGCACGUAUGCAGCGAUUUCCUGCCAAAGCUAGUUAGACUGGCGUUUGUGUUAAAUUUGGAAUAUGGAUAACUCUGAACUGACUCGCGGACCUUUCACAUGUCCGAAUUGCAAUAAAGAAUUUCAACAAUUCUCUGUGUUCAAUGCACACAGUCAAGAGAAAUGUGUUCCGGCGGAUUCCCAACCAUUUUGCAUCAUUUUUAAUCCAACCAGCAACAAAAAUGCCAGACCACGUAAAAAGUUGCACCUUACAGUAGAAGAGUAUUUCUAUGGGAAAUGUAACGGCAAGAAACAUAAACAGGUAGCCAACUUCAACCCAUCAAAGAAAUAUAAAUGUUACAGCUGUGCAAAAGUUUUGAAGAACAACCUCCGAUUUAUGAGCCAUGUUCGCCACAAGAUUGAAAAUCAUUGGAAACAGAACGACAACAUAAACGACUUCAACAUAUGUAGUCACUGCUACAGACAUUAUGAUACACCUUUCCAACUACAAUGUCAUGUUGAAACUGUUCAUUCUUCUGUAGCUGCAUCGACCACAUGCUGCAUUUGUGAGCUCAACUUUCAAGACGAAGAAACUUUUCUAUUUCACAUGAAAAAUCGUCAUGGUUGUCAGGAAAUGCCUUAUGUGUGUAAGAUCUGCUCUCAUCGCUCUUCACUCUACUCUGACUUAAUGCAGCAUUUCAGAGAGUGCCAUGAAAACAGCAAUUCCUUGAUGUGUCCCUUCUGCUUGUGUAUUCACAACACUGGAAACUCCCAUCUAAACCAUGUAAUUCAACAUUUGAAAAAGUCGUACAGAUGUUCACGUUGCCGUCUGCAGUUUUCCAGCAGUGUUGCGCAGUGCCAACAUUUAACAAUUGAUCACAUGAAGACAAUGAGGUCUAAACUUCGAUACCCCGUACCUCCCAAUAUUAAUGAUUACACGGUCUAUGUAAAACUUAGGAAGAAGGCAUCUUUACCACUUAAAUCAUUUUUCUUUGGUUCUCCAACUGCAAGGGAAGUAUUAGCAACAAGUUUUCCAAACUUUGUGGAUACCAAAGAAAAAAGCAAAAGUUGCAAACGAAAAUUAGAUCAGACUCUCAAACAAAAGUUGGUUUCAAUGAAAAUCACAAAGUCUGCCUUACAUCUGAACCUUAAUCUAAUAGACGAUACCAGUGAGUUUACUUGUUGGGAAUGUGCAUUAACUUUCCAGCAUGAUGUUCAACAUUAUAUACAGCAUUUCCAGACAGAAUACAAAUGUAGGGAAUGUUUUUAUGCCUCACACUGUCUCUAUGCUGCUGCAGAUCACAGUGAAACACACACAAACAGAUUUAGAAAAGAAGAAGACAGGAUUAAAGAAACUAAAAUAAACGUCGUUGUUUCACCAACUUGGCCAUCAAAGUCACCAACAGUUAACAGCAAGAGGUUAAGAAUUGGAGAGAAACAUGGAGUAGAAGAAACUGGAAGAAAUAAUGACAACAUUUCACCAUCUAGCUUACCAGGAAUGUCAGUUACAAUAAACAGUAUUGAAUGGGAUCUUGAAAAUGAGGAGAAAUUAGAAGAAAACUGGAAGCCAAAUGAAGAUCUUCCGCUUAACAACUCAGCUCAAUCAGGAGAAGAGAAAACUAACAAAGAAAAAAAUGUCUUCAAAAGAAAAAAUCCUCGAAGAAAACAACUUUUACCACAGAAAGUUACCUUUGAUGGCGAGGACUCACCACAGAACAACAUUACACCAAAUUCAGUUAACACAGUUGGUUCAUCAGCCACCCAUGUGCCAAAUUCGCUUUCCUCUGCUCCAAAAUCAAACAAAAAAUCAGCAAAAAAAAGAAAAUUAUCUGAAGAAGCUUCAGCAACAGAAGAAAAGCCACAGCGCACCAGGGCAAAAAAGAAAACUUCACAACUAAAUUUACUCUCAGAACCCCCAGCUAACCCUUUUAAUUUUCAACGGAAUGGUGUCGUCUCUUUGGGUUCCACAAACAAGCCUAUACAAGCACCGGACAGUGCUAAGAUAAAGGCAAAACCAUUUCCCGCUAAACCAUUUGAUAUUUCCCAAAUGUCUUUUGGAAAAGUUUUUGCAAGUUCAAGAACCUUGAGUGAAAAACUUUAUAAUCCUUCAAAGAAAAGCAACAAGCAGUCUACAACACCCAGCAAAAAUGUUCUGAAACCCAGUAAGCAGGUACCAGCCUCUCCAAUGAAUGUUGCAGAAACACCAAACCCACAACCUCCAGUAAAGGAUUUUGUGUUUGAAAAAAAUGCAAAAGGGAAAUUGGUUUUGGUUCCUAGGACACUGAAGAAGGCACCUGCCAAAUUUGAAAUGCCAAAACCACCUCGUGCCAUAAGCUUCAGUGAAGUCACAAAGAGCAGCAUCUUGGUCAAAUGGCUUCCUCCAAUAGACUGCAGUGUUACCCAGUACUUGCUCCAAUUUCGAGGCUUUGGGAUUCCCACAACUGAAGUUCUUCCACCUGCACAGACUAUGGUGAGACUUGUGGGUUUGCGUUCAAAUACCACCUAUGUUGUGCGUAUGUAUUCCAUGUAUAAAAACAUGAAGAGUUCUUGCAUACACGGAAAGCAGAAAACAUUGGGAUUGCGAGAACUUACUCAGCUGAACAAACAAGCAAUGGAAAGUCCUGUGAUUAUUCUUGAUGAUGAAGAUGAAGAAAAAGAUGUGAAUUCAUCUAGUGCGGCACCAGACACCUUUAAACCAACACCUGUGGUGUCAGGUGCCACACCCAUGGCGUUAAAUGCCACCUCUGGCACCGCUAAAAUCACACCCUUUCCGAAAAAUCACACCCUUUCCAGUUCCGAAACACAAAAAAUAACUCCAAAACUUAUCCCGGUAUCACAAAUCAAAACAGCCACGGUACUAAGGACAGCUAUGGCAACUCAGCUUAAAAACCUAUUACCAAUCACAUCGCAGGCGUCAAUCAGUAUAAAAGUCACAAAAGUUGGCGGGAUAAAUAUCCACAAACUAUCUCCUCAACAAAAGACACUGCCUAAAACAAUUGACAGCAAUGUGAUCAUGCCCCCGAUGAAACUAAUGGUACAGAAAGGCAAAGUUACCGGAAAACCAAUUGUACCUAUAUCAAAAACGGAGCUUGUUAGAGUUUCUAACAGCCCUCAACAAACCGUUUUGUCAGCUUUGAGUUUGGAGAAAAAGGAAAAUACUGAAAUUGUAUCGGCAACUAAUGUUGUGGACAUGGAAAAUACGACCAGUGAUUCAAACAAAGAUAUUUCUAUGGAUACUGACACAGUUAUCAUUGAGACGUCUAGUAUAAACGAUGUCGAAACAUCUAGCCAAAAUACUUCUAUGGUUGAUGGCAUUGCUAGUGGUGCUCAGAGUUCGAAUCUGGAUACUGUUAUAAAUACUAUGAGCCAAGAUAAGCCUUUGGUUUCUGAUGUUGUUGUUGAUGCUCAGACCUCAAGUGGGGAUUCUUUGGAAAAUACAACAGGCAAAGAUAAUGUUUCUGUUGAUACUCAGAUGUCAAGCGUGGAAGGAAAAGAUGAAACGACAUUAUUAACGAAAGACAUUGGUGUGAGUGAAAAGGUUGUUUCAGAAAAAAUGGACAAACCAGAUGCCAAAACUCACGAUGUUCAAUCUUCAAGUGCUGAUGUCGUAACACCCGCUGUGGUGGAAAGAGUUGAGAGCGUUGCAGUUGAAGAAACUGGGGGUUUUGUUGAAAAAGAAGACCCAAUAAUUGAACACAAUAUGGUUGAAACUGUGCCCAUUGAGCCAGCAACUGAAACUAUCGAUUCAUUUACUGUUGCUUAUAAAAGCGACCACAACCCUAGUGAAGAUACAACGGAUAUUCCGUGUGAUAUUGUAGGUGAUACCUUCACUGUCACUUGCACAGGUACCUACCAUCAUAGUGAAGAUGCAUUGAAAGUUUCAAGCGGUUUGGCUGCAGUGUUUGAUAAUGAACACGCAGAUGAUGAUAAUGAUGAUAGAGAUAACGGAUCUAUUGACGAUAUUGCUAUGGAAGAUUUAGAUGAAUAUUUGAAGCAUAUCUGAAGCAGGGUGUGUAUUUCUUGUCUUUAUGGAGAAGUUCAAAUUAAGGGGUUACUGACAGCUAACAGGAUAAACUUAAAGCAAUGUACAUACGUUGUGACUCGUGGUAAAUACGAUCACAAAGCUGCUGUAUGAAUUACGCUGCUGUAAAAGUUAGUGCUAGUUUUAAACAUAGCACUUUUAUUUUACUUUACUAAAAUUAUCGAACGAAUUUCAAUUUUUGUGUUUUAUCAUGAUAAAAACACAAUGGGAAACUACUUUUGCAUCAUUGCCAUCGUUUGUUGUUUACACUUGUUUUGUCUUUUCAUUUUUACCUUUCACAUUUCAAGUUUUAAAUGCCAAUCAUUUCAGUAUAAAUUAUACAGAUGAGCUUGGUAUAUUAUUUUAGAGGUCACUUUCUGUUUAUUGCUUCGUUAUUGUUUGGUUAUUAUGGAUCAGACCAUAUACCUGUAAUAGAUGUAAAUACACCACAUGCAUUA
Molecule: messenger RNA, 4549 nt
Organism: Ciona intestinalis (vase tunicate)
Lineage: Eukaryota; Metazoa; Chordata; Ascidiacea; Phlebobranchia; Cionidae
Source: RefSeq, a predicted model, not a curated record